Molecule: messenger RNA, 742 nt
Organism: Tribolium madens (black flour beetle)
Lineage: Eukaryota; Metazoa; Arthropoda; Insecta; Coleoptera; Tenebrionidae
Product: UPF0488 protein CG14286
Exons: 3
Coding region: 124-708 (194 amino acids)
Source: RefSeq, a predicted model, not a curated record
AAAGUUCGCGCGUGGAUCAGUUUACUUAAAGUCAAAUUAUAACCUUACUUUUUCUAAAUAUUUGUGUUUUUGAUACACAUUCCUAAAAUCGUGUUAAGUGGUUCAAUUUAUGAAAUCGUGAAAAUGCCCCCAAAACCAAAACUCCACAAAAAUAAAGGCAAAAGUGACUUGAAAAUUUCUCCAAGUCCAAACACAGAAACACCACCAGAAUCUUCGAAUAUUGCCACUAAUCCAGAAUUACAAGAGCAAUUUGAAUCGGAACUUUGUUGGUGUAUUCAGCAGUUGCAAAGGAGUAUAAAUUCCGGGAAACUUAACCAAAAACAAGUGUUAGAGAGUACGAAAGUGUUGAACAUGUUAAUGAACAAUACCACACCUUUCAUAAAAAAGCGCCAACUUAUGAGAGUCACUUUCGGUGAUUAUAGGGCAAAAAUGUUGGAAGAAAAUAAAAAAAUGUCAAAGGCAAUUAAUAUAAAAAUAUCACCGGCUUCGCCUAGUAAAAAAUCGAAAUUUGUUAAAAAAUCCAUAUUUUCAUCAUCGGACACUAAUUUUAAGUUUAACUUCGACGUGGAAAAUGUUGAGGAUAAUUUAUCAGGAAAUAUAAACAGGAUUGAAUUAAAUACAGACAGCGAAAAUAAAUCAUCAGAAGCAUUUCAUUUUAAGACAUCUGACAAUUCAUUUAAGUUUAAUUUUGUUACUGACGAAAGCUAAAAAAUAUUUGUUUAAAUAAAAAAUUGAAAAGCUA